GCCCACUUCAGUAUCCUCGCAUCUCAGCCUGCCCAGGACGCUUCGUACAAGCUACUGCUCCGCAGUACUACACGGCACUUUGUUCUAUUCCCAGCAAGCCUGCUUGGGUAACUUGCCUAGUUAUUUGCGCGUCAGCACAACCUAGCAGUUUCGACGUAUCCAGAAGAUAACUCUAUACGUUACACUGUCUGCCUGUUGUUUAGUGAAACUCUGGUACCAUGAAUCGAUCGCUCUCAGUACGCUCCAAGAAGGGUAGCGGCAGCGGCGAGAAAUCCGCCCCCAAGCACCGCUUCACCAUGGCAUCUCUCCGGGGCACGCAACAACCAGAGCUUUCGAAAAAGCUGUUCAAGAUCAUCAAGACCGAAAAUCAUGCCAUUGCGGCCCACGAGGCUGCUGGGCGCGAACGAAUCAGUAUCGCUCAGCAGCUGUCUGAAUGGGGUGAGGCGACGGGGGACGAGGCUAUUUCGGAUAUUUCCGAUAAACUUGGAGUAUUGCUUGCGGAAAUUGGAGAGCAGGAGGAUGUCUUCGCACAAUCGUUGGAGGAUUACCGCAGCGUCCUCAAGCAGAUCCGCAAUACCGAGAGUUCAGUGCAGCCCAGUCGAGACCACAAGGCCAAGGUGUCUGAUGAAAUCGCAAAGCUGAAGUACAAAGAACCACAGAGUACCAAAAUAGUUCAGCUCGAACAGGAGCUUGUCCGCGCAGAAGCCCAGAGUUUGGUGGCCGAAGCACAGCUCAACAAUAUUACGCGUCAAAAGUUCAAGGAGGCUUACGACCUUCACUUUGCGGCUACCAUUGAGCGGGCAGAGAAGCAGAUAAUCUUGGCGAAGCACGCUCGUCGUCUCUUGAACUUGGUCGAUGACACUCCAAUAGUACCAGGAGACGCGCAUCCUGCAUUUUCUGAAGGAGAAACAGCACGUCAGGUUCUCAACGACGCUGAGGACGAUCUCCGCCGCUACCAGUUAGAGGUUGAACCCAUCCACUCGAAUGCAGGCAACCUCGGAGUAGGUGCGAUGCCAGGCACUAUGACGGCAGGAGCCUUUGUUCCAGAGUCUGCUACCAAUGAGGGUACAGCGAGGAGCGAGAGUCCAGUUGGUGUGCAGUACGACAAAGCUGGAUCGGCUGCUUAUCCGCUGGAAGAAGCAGACAGAGUCAGCGCCCAGCAUGAGCAGACGCCUAGACAAGAGGUUACCAACGUGGCUUAAUCACGGAGGACACCUAUGCGCGAAAGUCUUAAUGUUUUAAUGAGUAAUAACGAUGUGAUGCUUUGGUCA
Messenger RNA from Bipolaris maydis ATCC 48331, 1271 nucleotides. The record is from RefSeq and is a predicted model, not a curated record. NCBI's taxonomy places the organism in Eukaryota, Fungi, Ascomycota, Dothideomycetes, Pleosporales, Pleosporaceae.